Ixodes scapularis (black-legged tick) is the source of this 5122-nucleotide messenger RNA. It is a transcript of the gene crp, whose product is annotated as transcription factor AP-4. Gene Ontology annotation, biological process: regulation of transcription by RNA polymerase II. Gene Ontology annotation, cellular component: nucleus. Gene Ontology annotation, molecular function: RNA polymerase II cis-regulatory region sequence-specific DNA binding; protein dimerization activity; DNA-binding transcription factor activity, RNA polymerase II-specific. The record is from RefSeq and is a predicted model, not a curated record. Lineage: Eukaryota; Metazoa; Arthropoda; Arachnida; Ixodida; Ixodidae.
CGGGGAAGGCGGGCGAGUAGCGCGACAUAAAUGAGCGCGCCGGUCCGCGGAGUGAUACGCGCUGGCACGCUCGCCGCGUUUCCCGCCAAAGGUAGCCAUUCCGUGAAUCAAGCGGAGCCGCCUUUGUAAAUAGCGGCGGUGGAUUUUUGGAUUUUGCGUCGGAGAUCAGCUCGAUUGCACCUGUUUUGCGGAUACGGCCGUUCGGGUGAUGGCGUUGUACCAUCGGAGCAGCGAAAAACGACGGAUACUGAACGACUUUCGCCGGCAAGAAGAAGAAGUGAUCGGCAGCCUGGUCAGUCGACUGAGCAACCGUCCGACGAGCCCCAAGACCCAGAUGGAGCAAGAGAAGCGGAUCCGGCGCGAGAUCGCCAACAGCAACGAGCGACGGCGGAUGCAGAGCAUCAACGCCGGCUUCCAGUCUUUACGCACGCUUCUGCCGCAUCACGACGGCGAGAAGCUCUCCAAGGCGGCCAUCUUGCAACACACGGCCGAGUACAUCUACCAGCUUGAGCAGGAGAAGACACGUCUGCUGUCCCAGAACAGCCAACUCAAGCGAUUGGUCAGCUCCCAGAUGAGCCAGGACAGCGACGGCUCCUCGUCGGACUCUCCGCUUCCCAAACGCAAGAAGGGAGACAACGUGAACGACGAAGGCAUCGCGGGCAUGAGCUUGCAGGAGGCGGAGUGCAAGGAGGACGCCUCCGCGCGAGAGGCGAUGGAGCUGCGGAUGCAGUUCGACCGCGAGCGGCAGCUGCGCCUCAUCCUCGAGGAGCAGGUGCGGAGCUUCGAGGCACAGCUGUACCCGGACAGACCCAGGGACCCCGCCUCACACCACAAGGUCAAGGCAGAGCCCCAGGAGGGAUGCGAAGCAGCCAAGCUGUCGGCGUCGCUAACGAGCCCCGAGAACACCCUCUGUGCCCCGGCUGACCACCUCCCGCCGCCCUCUCCACACUUUUCGCCGCCGCACCACCUCCCCGAAGGCACCGGCAGCCCACCGCGCCCACCACCGGCACACCCGGCGCCCGAACUCCCGCCAGCCGCCAGCCCGGCGCCCGACCUCCCCCAGGACUUGAGCACGCACUCUACGCUCGUGUCCGCCACGCCGCCAGCGCCGCCGCCACCCGUGACGGUGCCCGCGUCCAAGGAGGAAGGCCGGUCAGCGUGCGCAUCCCCGUACCAUGCGAGCACCUCGCGGCAGAACCUCGAGACGAUCGUGGAGGCGAUCCGACACCUCGAAGGCGACCACCUGUUCCGCGACGACGAGCCGUCGCUCCCCUCGCGGUGCGCCGUGGCGUCUGAAGACGGCGGCAGCAUCCUGCGGAGCAGCCUGAAUGUUGUGGUGAUGCACGAGCCGUCGGCCACGGCGAUGCGUCAGCAGGUGAUCACUCAAUGCGGGCUGACCCUGCAGCAACAGACGCGCCGGCCGGGCGUCAUUGUGGCGAACCACUCUUAACGUUCGGCGCGAAUCUCCGACCGGGGGUUUGCGGGGAGGACGGGGUCCUUCUUGUCGUUCGCUCCUGCGCGCUGACCGACCGACGAGCGGGCCGACACGAGACGCUAGACGACGGUACAGACACGCACACACACACUCGCGGAAACCAGUAGACGGAACCAAUGAGGAGAAUCGACGCGACUGGCGGCGCUCGGCGGUGGGUUGAAUGCGCGUUACCUCGUGCAACCUCGCUUUGCGAACGGCGUUGGCGGCAGAAUCCGCACCCGCCGCUCUUAAGGCGAGUUCCGUUGCGACGUCUCGCUUCCGCAGCUUGUUACGACUUCUCGAUGCAAACGGCGAAGUCGGGCAGCUGUCGGCGGAGUGUCAGCGUCAUCCCGUCGCCGAGCACUUUCGUGCGGAUGUGAGAGGUUCCGAGAAUGUCGUUCCAGCAUUGGACGUAGAAGGAGGCCAAAAUGCAAACACGGACAAAAUGAACAGGGGGGUGGUGGUUUCUCCGCGUCGACAUUAUUCCGUUUGCAGUGAAUGUCGUUUCUCCCACCUUAUCUUUUUUUUCUCGUAUCUUUUAACUGUGUUCCAGUGGGGUUUUGGUUCGAUAUGAGCAAGGAAGCUCAUCGACUUGGCGGUGUUCCUCCCUUCUUGUUUGUGUUCUCGUUUAACGAUCCUAGGAUAUCGCGACUAGCUGCAGUCGACGUUGCCCUCGGUUAUUCAGGGCCUUCCGACGGCGUUUGCUAACGGCAUGCCCGCAGGCCGGAAUGUCGGGUUGCCUCUCCGGCUCGUAACAGCAUCGUGACACCUGUAAAAAAAAAAAAAAAAAUGUUUCGCGGGCUUGGACGUAAGGCUGGCAAUAGAGGGUUGGAGACAGCCUUGUACAUACGUGGACCCCGAUUCCUUCCUCUCGUUUCAAACAUUGUUUCGUUGCCAGCCGCCGAGACCGUUUUUUCUUCGUGGCAUUUGGCGGCCGCAGUUGUCGGUGUCGUUCUCCUCGAUUGCUUGAGUCGUCGUUUUUCUUCUCUACUUCUGCGUUUUUCCCAAGGACUGAUAAAAUGGGCAAUGGCUCUAGAUCGGUGCGCAAGCUCGUGAAUAAGAUCGGAGGACGGUUAGGACGGCAGAGGUGCAGCGGAAAGGGGGAUCUCUCCUUCCGGCUAGACUGUGUAAUAUACGGGUGGGGUUAGACGGAUCUUUGGGGGCUGUACAGUGUAAGAAAUCGUGCAAAUCCAGUGCAAUGGUCUUGGAUGGCUUCAUCUUCACACAGAGAAAGAGGGCAUUAAGUGUUUUUUCAUACAGAACAGUUUUACGGUACGCAGAGCUCUAUGUGUUUACGCUGCACCUAUAUAUACACACAAAGCAUUGUAAGCUUCGAAGGCGAAAAAGAAAACGGCUUCAAAACUCAUUGUCUUCAUAGUGAUAAGGAAAUCCUUCCCCGUGCCCCACCCUCCCCCCCCCCACCAACCUGUACCAUAAUGAUUUCGCCGGCGUUUAUUUCUCGUGUGUGUCGUGAAGUGUUUCUACGUGUUUUUUGGCCGUGCAGAGUUGAGAAGACGCAAGUGUAUGUUCAAAUUUUUUUUGGGGGGGCACUCUGUGGGGUCAGCACUGUAUAGGUCAUGCAUAGCCAGUUUUCAACACCGUUUCGUUUGUUUGUGCCUGUCAGUCCCUUACUUAAGAUGGCUUCUGUUACUCGAGGCAACGGAAAGAUUUGUGUUCUCGUGCGUUCCGUCUCCUCUCUUCCACUAUUUAAGACGCUUCUCCCUGCCCUUCCCCUUCUCUGAUCUGCUUUUGUGUUCCCCUUGUCAGAAUCUCAGCGACUCUUGCGCAUGACCGUUCACCGCCCCCACCCCGAGCAUCCCGAGACGAAAUUCCCCAUUCUGGUGCAUUUGGUGCACACAUUCGCUCACUCACACGCAUACAUACAACUCAUUCACCCACAAAUAAAGAAAGUGUAAGAAGUAACGACGAGAGAGAUGGAGAGGAAGUCCGCACAUUUUACGGGUAAUAGCUUUCAGUUUGUUUGUUCGUUUGCUAGGCGAAUCUUUUUUUUUUUUUUCCCCGAGUUAUUUUUGUUGCUGCAAAUGUCCGUCAAGAAUGCGAACGCGUUGCUGCCGCGGCCGUCGCAUCUCCGAGCGUGCAAAAGCUGCGAGCGUGUUGGCGUGUUGUGUUCCUACAAUUGUUUCGUACGAAAUCCUGUUUCCCCGCAGACACCUUGUAGCUGUCUUAGUCCCGGAGCGUGGCGCAGCGAGACCGCCAAAUGCGGCUUGCCCGCCUUCGCCGUUUCUGACGCCAGUCUCCGGUCAGAAUCCGUUCACACUGCCCGCGUUGGCUGCGAGUUUCGGUUUGUGUUGUGUCGUUCCUUUACCUCUUCCCACUCGGUCGGAUUGCGUUUCUCUUUGCGGAUCAAAGCGGCGAGGGUCGAAAGUGGCACAUUUUUUUUCUCGCCAGAACAUUCACUCAUUCAUGUCACACGCAUUGUUGGAGACGGAAACAUCGACGACGACUACCGUUACACCAUCCUAAUUUAUAUUUCAUGUCCACGAGGGAAAGUGAACGAAUGAAAGAAGAAAGAAAAAAAAAGGUGUAGAAAGAGAGAGCCCACCAUCGUCACCUUCAUUAGGGCGUAGUUUUUGUGUAGUUCCUUUCUUCACGGCCGGGAUGUGUUGCACCGAUCCCUCGGCAAGAGCGGGCACACGAGCGAGUGCCAUUCCGUUUGCACGUGCUGUGACAUUUGGGGAGCAUCCAGGUUGAUGACGAGGGAGUUUUUUUACCUUGAGAGAAAGCUGGGAGGCGUCUUUUUUACUCCUGCAAGCACUUCUGUUUAGUAUCAAGUCAGGUUAAAAAAAAAAAAAAAGCCAAUCGUAGCCACGGCACUACACACACACACUUACAUCAGGAAAAAAGUGUCUGUCGUCAUUUCUCCCUCCCCUGCCUUUGCAUUGUGCAUUUUUUUUUUCUUUUUGUGGUCAUGGUUUGUAAAUUCAUAGUUGGUACGCAUCAAUUCACAAGUCGGUGCUGUUGUGCUGUUUCCGAGAGAAGGCAAGAUGAAAGAGAGAGUAGCAUUUGUACAUAGAUUCAUCCAGUUUAUUCAAUUUUUUUUUUUUUAUUUGCAUGUUGCAUUUGUUGAUUCCCCCCCCCCCCCUCCUCCCAUAGUCCUGCUCCGCACCUUGUGUUUCUGCGUCUCAUGUGCGCGUCAGUGGACUGCAGUUGUAUUUUGUUUUUACUACAUGGUUUUUCCUGCAGGCAAAAGUCAUCUGCAAAGUUUUUCUUUUUUUUUUUGGUAUGAAGACAGUGCAUAAUAUUGACAAUAGUCUUAUUUUAGGCUGUUGCACCUCCGAAAAAGAAUUAUCAACCAUUCUCCGAGAUGUUUCAGUUUUUUUUUUUUUCUUCUUAUCUUUAUGCGUUUUCACCUUUAAAAAAAUUAAACCCAGAACAUGUGGUGUAUAUCAAAGAACACCUUUUUAAAUUGUCAAAGCCAAUUAGCAUUGUUUUUUUUUUUUAUUUUAUUUUCCUUCAAUGUUUAUGCCACAGCCUGGCAGAACUUUGUGGUUCUUUGAGAAAAACAAGCCUUGUGUUCAGCUUCGUUGAGUUUGUCUAAAAUUCUUGGGCUUUGGCCGACCCUGUAUCUCGUCUCCAAGUGUUGUUCCUAGCUUUUUGUGUAAUAAAUGUUUGUCAAGUACUUCUCAA